AUGCCUAAAACACUCAUUGUCCCCAGCUCCUCCCAAGGCAGCCAGCCAAUCCUCAAGCCUACUACCACCUUCACGGGCGAUGUUUAUCUCGACAUUUUCCAUAUGGAUGACACCACUGCUAUCAACAACGUGACCUUCACCCCCUAUGCGCGUACCUAUUGGCACACUCACGAAGAAGGGCAAUUUCUAAAGGCUCCCCCGGGAACAACCCACUGGCACGGCGCGGAUAAGGGUGGCACUAUGACCUAUUUUGUUGUCGCCUUAGGCAAGACGACCUGGCACGAUGCGGUGACGGAUGAGCAGUACGGGGUGAAGAAGGAUUAA
Penicillium canescens is the source of this 324-nucleotide messenger RNA. RefSeq lists its product as uncharacterized. The transcript has 2 exons. The coding region runs from base 1 to 324 and encodes 107 amino acids. NCBI's taxonomy places the organism in Eukaryota, Fungi, Ascomycota, Eurotiomycetes, Eurotiales, Aspergillaceae. The record is from RefSeq and is a predicted model, not a curated record.